Messenger RNA from Lentinula edodes (shiitake mushroom), 1109 nucleotides. RefSeq lists its product as uncharacterized. The transcript is spliced from 8 exons. The record is from RefSeq and is a predicted model, not a curated record. Bases 1 to 1047 code for a protein of 348 amino acids. Lineage: Eukaryota; Fungi; Basidiomycota; Agaricomycetes; Agaricales; Omphalotaceae.
AUGUCCCUCCUUGGUACCCAAGUACUCCUACAUGGUUCAAAUAGCAGUACAGGUACAUAUCACAAGGCGGAUGCAAUAAGCACAGUGUCAGGACUGAAGGAGACAAGGGCGGUUCACGAGUGUGUAAGCCGGGGCGUCAACGAUAUAGCGAGAGGAGUAAAGCCUUCAAGAGCUGACGACUUCCCUGAUAGAUCCCGAUAUCCGAGUUUUUCGAGCUCCCCCGCCGUCUUUGACAGGGUCUGGAGUUUCCUUUUUAGGACAGGAAAGGGUCGCUUUGACGAUUUUUCCCUUUUAUGGACGGAGAAGGGUCGCUUUGACCAUUUUUUCCUUUUAGGGACGCUUCUUCUCAAUCCACCAGGUUCUGCACAACUCACCUGGCUUCUGGACAAUCCACCUGGCUUCUGGACCAUCCAACUGGCUCUCUCCACUGCCCCAGAGCAGAAUCAUCCUCUCUUCCUAAUCAUCUCGUAUCCGAUCCGAUGCCGAAGCGCCCCGUCCAUAAACUGCGCGCUUUGUACGCAUUUCGGAAAGCGCGCGCAAAAUCGGCGGCGGAUGGGCCAGGCGUACUUUACGCGUUUGUGGACCUCGGCGGAACGCUCUGGAAACUCGGCCACACGAACAACUUCCCUCGAAGGCGAGCCGAGUGGGACAAACAGUGUCCGUGUCCCGACCGUGUGUGGCUACCUCCUGUUCCGGUCCCGCGAAGGAGGCGGGCAGAAUCCUUAUCACAUCUCCUAUUGGAGAUUGUUUGCCAGGAUAGACCUAGAACUCUUUGUUCUCAAUAGCUGCAACAGCUUGAAGAUCGUGGUGUUCAUUACUAACUUAAUGCUAGGUCAAAACUGGCACGUCCCGAAUUCCCUGAACGUCGCGCGUCUCGAUAUCUCGACACCAGCGACGUUUCUACGUCCGAACAUCUCGAUAUCGACGACGUUUCGGUGUCUCGAUGUCUCGAUAUCGACGACGUCUCGACGUCUCGAUGUCCCGACAUCGGGUACGCAUAACCUCGGCGAGGUUAUUUUGAACAACCUCAUGUUUUUCGCGAGGUGAAUAUCUCGUGAAAAUUUUAUACAACCUAUAGGAGAAUAUUGUACGAUUAUUUUAAAUAUGUU